AUGGCGGCGACUGCUACAGCUACUGCUGCCUCACUCUACUCAUCUCGUGUCCAUCUCCAGAAACAGAGCAAGAGUCAUGGGUUUCCGGCGAAAUCCCCAAACUCUUUGCAAGUAGCCCAAAUCAUCGACGGGAAGAAGAUGAGAAAUGCCACUCUUCUCUCCGCUGCCUCCACCGAUAAAGCCGUCACCACCGGUCAGCCCGUUUCUCCCACCGCGUGUGAUAGAGUAAGGAGACACACAAUCUCGGUGUUUGUUGGUGACGAGAGCGGUAUCAUAAACCGAAUAGCUGGAGUGUUUGCUAGAAGGGGUUACAAUAUCGAGUCCCUCGCUGUGGGAUUGAACGAAGACAAGGCUAUGUUUACUAUAGUUGUUCUUGGGACAGACAAGGUCCUGAAGCAAGUAGUAGAACAGCUUAACAAACUCGUCAAUGUCAUCAAGGUGGAAGAUCUCUCCAAGGAGCCACAUGUAGAACGUGAGUUAAUGCUCGUUAAACUUAACGCUGAUCCAACCACACGCUCAGAGAUCAUGUGGUUGGUAGAUAUCUUUAGAGCAAAAAUCGUUGAUACCUCAGAGCACACUCUAACGAUCGAGGUAACUGGAGACCCUGGAAAGAUGGUUGCACUAAAGACGAACUUAGAGAAGUUUGGAAUAAAAGAAAUUGCGAGAACAGGGAAGAUUGCUCUGAGACGGGAAAAGAUGGGAGAAACGGCUCCGUUUUGGAGAUUUUCAGCGGCAUCAUACCCACAUCACAUUAAAGAAUCAUCUCAUGAGACUGUUGCAGAGAAAACAAAGCUAGGAUUAAAUGGAAAUGGAAAUGGCAAUGGCAAUGCAUCAUCUGGGGGUGACGUUUAUCCAGUGGAACUCUAUAACGAUUUCAAACCGGUCCUUGACGCUCAUUGGGGAGUGGUCUGCGACGAAGAUUCAAGCGGUUGCCGGUCCCACACGUUAUCUAUACUUGUGAACAACGCUCCCGGAGUUCUCAAUCUUAUAACCGGAGCUAUCUCCAGGAGAGGUUAUAACAUCCAGAGUCUAGCUUCUGGCCAUGCUGAGAAAGAGGGACUAUCUCGGAUUACAACAGUCAUCCCAGGAACUGAUGAAAAUAUAGACAAAUUGGUUCGGCAGCUUCAGAAAUUGAUUGAUCUUCACGAGGUCAAAGAUAUAACACACAUGCCGUUUGCGGAGCGAGAAUUGAUGCUCAUCAAAGUAGCUGCUCAUACUUCUGCAAGGAGAGAUGUUCUCGACAUCGCUCAUGUAUUCCGAGCUAAAGCAAUUGAUGUGUCUGAUCAUACUAUUACUCUUGAGGUUACGGGAGAUAUCAGAAAAAUGGCUGCGUUGCAAACGCAAUUAGAGGUCUACGGAAUCUGUGAGGUGGCUCGGACAGGAAGAGUGGCAUUGGUUAGAGAAUCUGGAGUGGAUUCGACUUAUCUCCGUGGAUACUCUCUUCCUUUGUAG
Messenger RNA from Microthlaspi erraticum, 1452 nucleotides. NCBI's taxonomy places the organism in Eukaryota, Viridiplantae, Streptophyta, Magnoliopsida, Brassicales, Brassicaceae. The record is from the annotation of a GenBank genome assembly.